GUUCUAUUUGUCUAGAGUGGUGCACAUUUCAGAAAUGCAACCCACCUUCCACAAACCUGAGUAAACUAAAGAUAUUUCGUAAUAGACGUACCAGGUUUUUGGUAGAGAUAAACAGCUCAAGUCAGUUUUGUCUUUGGUUUCUUAAAGUCAUGUGGAAGAAAAAGACUCGUCAGUGAGAAAAAAAAACGGAAUUCCCAGCGGCUUGUUAAAAGAAGGGACGUUUAGAUGAUAAAACAUUUUUUAAAAAUAUCAUAUAAUCAUUUGGUAUUAAAUAAUUUUUGCCUUUGGACUAUAUUUUAAUAAUUGUAUUUUUUUUUGUGGAAUAAAAUGGGAAGCAAAAAUCCUAAUACGUCAACUUCCGGUUGGCGGUUCUCGGACGUGCAAGUGCCGGACUUGUUCACUUCCGGUAUUGAGAGCGGUCGACCAAGCACCGUCGCGCAGGUCAGGGUAAUAAAGAAGACAAGCGCUUUAGUGUCCACUGCUUUGUUCAUCCUUGUCGUGGCGACGCUUGGCUUGGCGGUUGCCCUCACUGUUAUCAUUGUCAAACACAACAACGAAGAUGGCGGUGCAUCUGAACCAGAUAUCUGUCACACUGUUGGCUGCACAAAAGCAGCUGCGCGUGUCCUUAAUUCCUUGGAUCCCACGGCAGAUCCUUGUAAAGACUUCUAUCAGUUUGCUUGUGGAGGUUUCUUGAAGAGUCACGUGAUACCAGAGGACAGGUCAAACAUUGACAUGUGGAGUAUUGUAAGGGAUAACGUCCAGUAUACCUGCAAAUAUUUACUAGAAGACCCAAAAACUGAUCCUGGAGCAGUUGCUGUUCAAAAAGCUAAAGACCUGUACUAUUCCUGUGUCAAUACAGGGCUCAUUGAACAGAAAGGAAUAUCAGUGGCAAUUCCGCUUCUGAAUGAAUUAGGUGGUUGGCCGAUCCUUGGAAAUAAGCCUGGCGGUAACUGGAAUGAAAAUGACUUUGACCUUGCAAAGAUUAUAACAACACUAAGGAAAUACAAUAACAAGGUUAUCAUUGACAUGGGCGUAGGUUUGGACGAUAAAAACUCAAGUUAUCAUAUCAUAUCAUUCGACCAACAAGAUUUCGGUAUGCCAAACAGGAAUUAUUACCUGAAUUCUGACGAUCCAAGAUUUGCAAAAAUGGUAGAAGCGUACAUUGUCAUGGCAAGAGAUAUAGCAAUAGAAUUUGGUGCUGAUCCUGAAACUGCCGAUAACGAGACACGAGAGUUUGUGAAGCUUGAAACAGAAAUCGCUAAGAUCACGCUGACACAAGCAGAACAAAGAAACAGCACAGCAUCAUACAAUAAAAUGACACUGGAAGAAAUGAAGACAACGUUUCAUGAGCCUAAAAGCACUGAUCCUAUCCAGUUUAAGUGGUUGGAGUUUGCAAAGGGCGUGUUCGGACUGGAUGGCGUGGAAAUAGAUAUUGAUGAAACUGAACUAGUUCUUGUACGGUCGAUGAAAUACUACAACAAUAUUUUGCCAUUGUUGCAAAAUUAUCCAAAACGAACAAUAGCUAAUUACCUUGUAUGGAGGAUAAUGCAAAACCGAGCACGGAAUCUACCCCAAAGGUUUCUAGACAUUCUUGGCGAAUACGACAAGGUUGUUUAUGGUGUUCAAAGUAGAUCAGCAAACUGGAAGAGAUGCAUGGGUUAUACGAUACUACAGUUAGGUGGCCCAGUUGGAAGAUUGUAUGUGGAGGAAGCAUUUGAUCAAGGCGCAGAACAAACGGCCCUUGAUAUGAUUCAUGGACUUCGAGAUGCUUUUGUCGAAAUACUUCUAGAAGAACCAUGGAUGGAUGAUAAGACACGACAGGCAGCUCGUGAAAAGGCUGAAGCGAUGGGAGAAUGGAUUGGUUACGCUAGUGGUAUACUAAAUGACACUGUACUCAAUAAUAUAUACGAUGAUGUUAAAGUGAAUCGAACAGAAUACUUCCAGAACGUUCUCGGUAAUCUGCAACGUUGGGGCACUGGUGAUAUUUCGGGUCUCAGGACGAUCUACGAUAAAAACGGUUGGUCGGAUCCUCCGACAACGGUGAAUGCUCAGUACAGCUUUGUUCUCAAUAAUAUACAAUUUCCUGCUGGAAUAUUCCAACCUCCUUUCUAUAAAAAAGACCAGCCAAGGUCGAUGAAUUACGGCGGUAUUGGUGUUGUGAUAGGUCAUGAAAUAACUCACGGUUUUGACGAUCAAGGGAGACAGUAUGAUAAAGAAGGCAAUUUGAAAGACUGGUGGGGUGAUGAUAUUGUUAAUAACUUUAAAGCAGAAACACAUUGCAUUGUUGACCAGUACGGAAAAUUUACUGUAGCCGGCCAUCACGUCGAUGGUAAAAACACCCUUGGAGAAAACAUAGCUGAUAAUGGUGGGCUUAAACAGAGUUACAGGGCCUAUAGACAUUGGGUUGAUUCACAUGGGGAGGAACCCCUGCUACCAGGUGUAAAUUAUACACAUAAUCAACUUUUCUUUAUAAGUUUUGCUCAGGUAUGGUGUGACAAGGAAACGGAAGAAUCCUUUAUAAGUGGUAUUAACACAGAUCCACAUAGUCCAGCAAAAUUCAGGGUCUGGGGCACACUUCAAAACUCGAAGGAUUUUGCGGACACGUUUCAAUGCAAAGCUGGCUCGUUCAUGAAUCCUGUGAAUAAAUGUUCAGUAUGGAAAAAAUAAACUGUGUGCACUAAUUGAAUACUAGUACUUUGUUCUGUGCCGUCGAAAUAAAACUUAGUACAUCCAGGAUAAAAGCUAUCAAUUUGUUUUGUGUGUCUCUGUCGAAAAAAAUUUACAAUGAAGUUUUAUAGGACAGAUGCGCAGAACUCAGCAAAUUUUUAAUAAAUCAUGUGACCUCCAUAAUAUCAUGUAGGAUAAAGACUGCUUUAUUCAUAUUUUUUUUCUUUCUCUAUUUGAAAUAAACAUUUUAUGGUACAUUUGUUUAGAAUAUAAAAAGAUGAAUCUAACCUACAAUAUUGUAAUUAUUGGCGAUUCUAUAUUAACAACCAACCAAUUGUUUUUAUAAACGACCCAUUGUAACAUUGUAACAAGAGAUGGACAUUGGGUAAAUUAUUCAUGGCAGGAUUUAAAAUUUUUGAAGAAAUGAAAGUGGUUUAGCCAUAGUUACUGUGAUUCUAGAAUGUUUAAACUAUAGUUUAGUAUUCUCUUAUAUUAAUCAGUAAUUAACAGGUUCUGUUUUCUUAUGUCUACAGCUAGAUACAUGUAUACAUUUCUUACCGUUUCAGUUUAAGGUAAUGAAUAGACCCGUAAUGGACUUCGGCCAUUUCCGUGCGAUUACGUUAUUUCCGUGACGGACUUUGGCGUUCUUAUCAAGCUACAUAAGCAUCCGAAGAAUGCCGAAGCAGCAUCGGGGGAGAUAACGUAAGUUGCCGAAUGUCAUUACGGGUCCUUUACCUCAUGUAAAAUUAGUAAAACCAAAACUAACAUAGCUAUGAAUAGUAAUUUCGUAUCACAAUAAUAUGAACUUAAUUCAAAGAAAAUAAACUUGUGUGUUAAUGAUUCUAAUGUGUCACUGACUACGUCAAUUCUAUUUAUGAAAGUUCUACCUAGUCAUGUUCUAUGUAAAACUGUUUGUAUUGUGUGUACUUUAAUACUCUAAUAGUAAUAGUAAAAUGUUGCUUAAAAAUUAAGCAAAGCUAGUUCAGGCAAAAGGUAGUUGGUUCUUAACAUUUUAGCGUGUGAUUUACAGUUCAGUACUCACUGUCACACUUCUGAGAAUAAUGGCAGAAAAAAAACUGCCUGUAUUUAUGAAGAGAUAUAUAUACAGUUUGUUAAUAAGGGAGUUAAUUGUGUUUAUCAUUAUUCUCGGCAGUGGGCAGGCAGAACGCAUUAACAUCGAAUUCUCGAAAUAGAAAAUCAGUUAAAUAUCAUAAGUUGCGGAAUGAAGCAUAAAAGAAGCAAACAUGGUUAGAUAGAUAGAUAGAUUUAUUUCGAUAAUUGAGCAAACAUAACAUAGUUACAAUACAUGCAUAUAAUAAAAUUUAUAAUCACAUAUAAAAGUUGUCAUAUGAAGUAAUAUGUUAUGAACUAUGUCAGUCACAUCAAUAUCAAGGAUGACACAAGAAAGAGAAAAAAAUCUCUUAUUUCCAUUUUGGUCCUUGGUACCAAUGGUCUGACAUAGAGAGGCAUGAAACAUUAACAUGAAUAUAUAUAAAAAAAUUACCGAGUUCAUUAUUAUAAAAUAACGUAUAUGUUAUGCAUAUCCUUAUUCGUUAACAUGUAGAUAAUAUAAAAUGUUAUGUCGCUCUUAUGGCAAGUGAGUAUAAAAACAAUUUGCCAUCACUAUAAAA
This is a messenger RNA of Mercenaria mercenaria, 4298 nucleotides long. Its product is annotated as neprilysin-like. NCBI's taxonomy places the organism in Eukaryota, Metazoa, Mollusca, Bivalvia, Venerida, Veneridae. Gene Ontology annotation, molecular function: metalloendopeptidase activity. Gene Ontology annotation, cellular component: plasma membrane. The transcript has 22 exons. The record is from RefSeq and is a predicted model, not a curated record. The coding region runs from base 328 to 2667 and encodes 779 amino acids. Gene Ontology annotation, biological process: protein processing.